GCUUUUCUUUUGUGUGACUUGUGUGAGGUUAAUUUAAAAUAUGCACUAGUAGCAUCUCCAAGCAAUAUUUGUCUCUAGUUAUUGUAUUGGUCUGAUAUUUCUCACAUAAUGGCGUCAGUUUCUACCGCCCCAGCGCCGGGUAUGCACCAGAUCGACUUGUCCAAGUUAAAUCUUCACCAGUUGGCUCAGCUCAAGCAGCAACUAGACCAAGAGCUAAAUGUCUUCCAAGAUUCUCUUUCAACGCUAAAGAUGGCACAAGGCAAAUUUGUUGAGUCUGGCGAGAGCGUGGACAAAAUUACACCUAGUAGCAAGGGCAAGAGUAUUCUGGUACCACUAACAGGCUCCAUGUAUGUGCCCGGUACUAUAGCAGAUACUGAACAUGUAGUAAUAGAUAUAGGCACAGGGUAUUAUGCACAAAAGGACAUAGAAGGUGCUAAAGAUUAUUUCAAAAGAAAAACCCAGUUUGUAACAGAACAAAUGGAGAAAAUCCAAGCCAUGGGCAUUGAGAAAUCAAAGGUCCGUGAAGCGAUCUGCAUGAUGAUGGAAAUGAAGCUGCAGGCUCAGGCGCAGGCGCAGAAGCCUUCCACCUCAUAACAAUGGAACAAGCCACUCACCCGCUUGCUUGAUCACAUAUUUAAACUUUGUAUUGAUACUGGUAUUAAAGACUUU
Molecule: messenger RNA, 669 nt
Organism: Cydia amplana
Lineage: Eukaryota; Metazoa; Arthropoda; Insecta; Lepidoptera; Tortricidae
Gene: Pfdn5
Product: prefoldin subunit 5
Exons: 3
Coding region: 109-594 (161 amino acids)
Biological process (GO): protein folding; RNA polymerase III assembly; RNA polymerase I assembly
Cellular component (GO): cytoplasm; prefoldin complex
Source: RefSeq, a predicted model, not a curated record